Messenger RNA from Thamnophis elegans (Western terrestrial garter snake), 1206 nucleotides. RefSeq names its product enkurin, TRPC channel interacting protein (gene ENKUR). The transcript is spliced from 6 exons. Gene Ontology annotation, cellular component: acrosomal vesicle. Bases 289 to 1044 code for a protein of 251 amino acids. Gene Ontology annotation, molecular function: calmodulin binding. Lineage: Eukaryota; Metazoa; Chordata; Lepidosauria; Squamata; Natricidae. The record is from RefSeq and is a predicted model, not a curated record.
UCUACACAAAUGUGUAACCAAGCAGUUGUUUCUAGGGGCAACCAAACAGUGGGCUUGUUGCUGCUCCUGUAAAACUCAUUCUCUGAAUGAGGGAGAAUUCGAAUACCUUCGAAGAAAAGCCCUAAAAGAGACGGGAAGGGUGGGAGGAGAGAGGCGGGGGAAAAUAGAUUGGAGAAAAAUAUUUUUGGAACAGGCCUGUUACGAUGACAGCUAUGGUCAUGGAGGAGAGCAUUUAUAAUCUUCUACCUCAGAUUGUGGAGAAGUCUCAGAUAACAGAGAAGCCUAGGUAUGGGAACAAGAAUCUUUCCCCUGGCUGCUGUUCUGACAUGUUUUGCAUUUAACAAUCACUGUUUUGUAUCAGCAUUUAGACCAUAUGUGAAACGUGCAAUACAGCAAAGUAAAUCUCCAUGGAAAACAAUUGGACCCCCAAAAGUCCAAGUGCCCUCUCCAAAAAACUUCCUUCAGAAACAUUCAAAAGAACCAAAGUUACCAACAAAAAAAAAAGAUAAACGCAGCAAAAAAGCACCAGAACUAAGUGUGCCCAAAAGAACAGAUCAUCCGGUAAUGGGAGUUCAGUGUACAAGAAAUUUCAUAAAUACAAAUGCAAGUAAUGCUAUUGUGGCAGUACCCAAGAAACCAUUACCAGUCUAUGUAGACAGAAGGCAAGGAGACAGAUUUCUUCUGGAAACUUCAGGUCUUGUUCCAAAGUAUCUCAAGAAAAAGGAUUAUGGAGAGAUUCCAAAAUAUGUAAUAAAGCGAAAUGAAGAUACAAAAAAAGCGCAGGAAGAAUAUGAUGACUAUGUCAGGGAGACUCUCAGACAAAAAGCCAUGAAACGGCUCACAGAGGCAGAGAGAGAAACUCUUUUAGAGGGUCUCAAAACGAACUGGGAGGAGGUGCAUCAGGCGUUCCAAAACCUUUCAGUAGAGAUAGAUACUUUACCAAAGAAGCUUUACAAAGAAAAGCUGGAAACAGACAUGAAACAGUUGGAACUUGACAUUCAUACAAUUGAGAAACACAAAGUUAUUUACAUAGCAAACAAAUGAGGAUGUCUUUUGAGAAUAAUUUUUGUGUUAGAUAGUUUACUUACAGUGGAGAUAUAAAUCGCACAUAUAAGUAGAAAAACAUUUGAGGUUUUAAAAUCUUUGUUAAAAUUUAUCAUAUUUUACAUUUUGUUUCCUUUUAGAUGAUUAUUUAUUUUUCCAAUA